CAACACGGUUCCAAUAAUGGUGGAGUCCACAGGGGUGCAGUGCGUAAGAGAAAGAACACCAGAAAAGUUGCCCUGUGAAGAAUGCCUUCUGCCUCCGUGAAACUGGAAAAGCAAGGGUCUCAAGAGACCCUUGAUCCCUUCCAGAAAGUAAUGAGCCUCGUAGAGAAGAAAAUUCGGAAUUUAGAGAAGCGGAAGAACAAAUUGGAGCAGUAUCGCGUAGACCUCCGAGCAGGUAAAGAACUGAAUGAGGAUCAGCAACAGGCAGUAGGAAACUAUGAUUGCGUACUGGGAAACCUAGAGUUGAUUAGAGAAUUGAACCAGCAGUUUGCAGGUAUCUUAACAGACCACAAUAAAAUGCUGAAGAAGCAGAUGAAGAAAGAACAGAUAGAGAAGCAACAAGAGGAAAUCAACAAAGUGAAGGAGAUACUUAAAAUCCAGGAUGUUCUGCAGCAAAUAGGUCAAGAAGAGGUACGUGCAGAUUUCUUGGCUGGGACCAAUGGUGCGGCACAAAUGUCAGCUGAGAUUCUAGACAGUCUUGAUGAGUUGUACAAGCUGGUCACACCUGUAAAAGCUGAGGGCCAGACAAUAUUGGAAUUCCAGGUUGAUUUGAAGGGUGCAGCAGAGCACCUGAUUUGGCUGAUGGAAGGGAGGAGCAAAGACAUUGCUACUACAACAUACAAGGCACUGCAGAAUGUUGUGGAUGAGAUUGCAAGUUGUUCCUAUCCUGAGAAAAAAAUUAACGAAGAUGAAGAGGAAGUCACAGCUGUUGAAAUUCAGGAGGAGGUUCCUGAAUAUACGAAUGGUUUAAUGGUGGAGGAGACAGACGAAAUUAGCCCUAUCACAGAGGCAGAAGCAAGCAGUCCUGUCACAGAAGGUCCACCCCCGGGCCUUGCUCCACCAACAGUGGCCCCUAUACUGUCCCCAACUUUGCCUCAAGAGCCUGCUACUGUUUCCCCAGCACAAGAAGCAUUGGUUGCAGCCAUGGCACAGAUGACUACUGCCACCAUACCUGGAGCACCUCCACAAGCACCAGGGAUGCCUCCUGCACCCUCAUAUUUUACACAACCACCUCCACAACCAACACCACAACCUCCUCCCCCUACUCCACAGCAGGCUCCACAGCAGCAGCAAGCACAGCAAGCACCACCACCUCUACCUCAGCAAACAUCUCUACAGCCUCCUCAACCACCUCAAUUGCAGCCUAUUUCAUUGAAUGACUUGGUAACACCUGGAGGUUUUGACUUCUUACAGGAAAGUCAGGUUGCUCAGGAGCCUUCUACAGUUUAUAUGGAUCCAGCUGUGGUAUCCAUUGGCAGCAUCAAAACUGAUUCUGUAUCACAAAGGUCUGUUUCACCUGUUCCACAGCAACUUCAACAAGUUGCCCCUAUGGUUCCACCUAAUCAGGACCCAACGCAUCCAUCCAACAUUCCUACACAGACAUAUACAAAUCAGACAUACGGUGUGGUUUCAUAUACUCAAGGCGUUCCAGUUUAUCCAAACAAUACAGUAGUGGAUAGUACACCAAACCCUCCUCCUCCGAUUCCCUUGCCUCCACAGGCCAGACCACAGGAAAAGGUUGAGUUUAAUCCAGAAGCUAGCCCCUGGACUGGGCAACAGGUCUCAACACAGCCAACUGGGCAAGCCAUUUCCAAUGUAUCACAGCAACCUCAAGAGGAUAACUGGGGAGUUGUACCAGAUGUUCCUGUAAAUGGUGGUGAUGACAAAUGGGGUAGUGCUGACUCUGGCAACUGGGAUGAAUAUGAAGAAAAUCAGGGAGGUAGUACUGCUGCUCCAACAAAUGGUCACGGAGGAGAUUAUGAAAGAAGAGGAAGCUUCAGAGGUAGGAGUAGAGGAUUUGGAGGCAGGGGAGGGUUCCGAGGUGGACGUGGUGGAUACCAAAAUGGCCGUGGUGGUUAUGGAGGCGGCUACGGUGGCUUCCGUGGUGGAAUGGGAGGACCACGAGGUGGACGCAGAUUCAGAGGGCAAGGUCCACGUGGGAAUUUCAGAGGGCGACCAGGCGUGUAUCAGGGCCAGCGACAGCCAUACCCUCAACAUCAGCAGCAGUAAGAAAAAGUUGAUUACAAGCUGUGAGUGUGAUGAUAAAAGUGGCUACAUGUGUAUUGUGACACUUAGAUGUGUUUCAAUUUGUUGCACAACGUACUGACCGGGUACUACCUGUGAUUAAGGUAGUGCUUGAACUUUAGGAUUGUAAUCAGUGAACGGAGAGACAAUAUAGGGCAUUCUUUACGGGACAAUGUAAGUGUGAUACAUGAUAAAAGUGAAAAAUUUGCCAAAAAAGAGAAGGAAAAUAGAAAAAUUUGAGUUCUUCUGAACUCAAACACAAAAAAAAAUAAAAAUUUUAAUUUCACUCAACUAUUCCAUGACUUGUAAAGUUAUACAAAAGAAUUUUUUUCUAUAUAAUUUUUAUGGAAGCACUAUUCCUGGUGUAUGGGGGAGGGGUGGAGGGUGCAUUUAUGCUCCCCUCUCUUCCAGGUGGACUUUGACCACUUCAUCACUUAAUCAAGCUGUCAACGCUUCCAAUACAUUAUCAUUUACUGCACCCUCGGAGUUUCUAUUACCCUUUUAAACUCUAGAUAUUGAAGGGUGAGUGGAGCCAAAUUAAUAUAGAAGGUUGUGACUCGUUAAAUUUUGGUCCUAAAUAUUAUAGCGUAAUGCUCAGAAUUCUUCACAUCGAAUCUUGAACAAAUACAAGUAAGAUCUGAAUUGAGGUAAUGGAAUAGAUUAUGAGAAGACCAAAUGUACUUUUAUAACAAUAAGCAUUUUAUUUUAAGAGAAUAUUAGGGUGCUUUUUUUUUCCUAUUAAAAUCUGUGAAGCUAUAAGUAAUUUUUAAUGUGUAUGCAGUGUUUUACCGUUAUCUUGCAUGAAAGCAGGAUUUGUAUUAUAUUUACCCACCCUUGCCUUAUUUCGUAAUGGUCAGUAAGUAUAUAUUUGUACAGUGCAAAUUUCAGGACUUGUUCCCAAGAAAUUGUCCUAAAGGGGCUCAAGAAAAUAUUUACUUGACUCCGAAUAACAUUCUGUGAUUUUUUAA
Procambarus clarkii (red swamp crayfish) is the source of this 3050-nucleotide messenger RNA. Its product is annotated as caprin-1. Gene Ontology annotation, molecular function: RNA binding. NCBI's taxonomy places the organism in Eukaryota, Metazoa, Arthropoda, Malacostraca, Decapoda, Cambaridae. The record is from RefSeq and is a predicted model, not a curated record. Gene Ontology annotation, cellular component: cytoplasm.